Molecule: messenger RNA, 960 nt
Organism: Lycium barbarum (goji berry)
Lineage: Eukaryota; Viridiplantae; Streptophyta; Magnoliopsida; Solanales; Solanaceae
Exons: 1
Coding region: 201-800 (199 amino acids)
Biological process (GO): blue light signaling pathway
Source: RefSeq, a predicted model, not a curated record
UAUUGCAUUAUUCCCCAACACAAGAAUAUAUUCUCUCAUUGACACUAUAGUUUGGAGAAUACCCAAAAAAAGAAAAAAAAAAAAAAAGGAAACUAUCAUUUCUCCCAUCAACAACACUUUCUCUUGGCUAUAGCUCCAACACUAUCGUUGGGAGAAUAGCAAAAAAAUAAAUAAAAAAAAAUCCCUUUCCCUUCAAAUUCAUGCAACAACAACAAAAAUUCAACGGUACUUUCACUAUGACAAACGAACAAAAAAAUUCAUCGAUUUUUUCAGUACAACCUCAGAGAAGCUGUGACACUAACGAUGACAAAAUCGAGUCAACAAGGCCUAGUUUCAUUACGACGAACGAACAAGAAAAAUCGUCGAUUUUUUCAUUACAACCCCAGAGAAGCCCUGACCCUAACGAUGACAAGAUCGAGUCAACAAGGCCAAUUUUACAAGUCAGGAAAAACAACAUAACGCUCAAGUGCGAUCAAGAACACCAUGAUUCAAAAAAAUCCAACGAUACAAGAGCUGUGUCAGACGACGACGUGCAUGUGGGGCAUGCAAGCAUGGGCGGAUCGACGUCCUUGGAGGACAAUGGACGUGAGAGAUUGAAGAGACAUAGAGUUGAAGUGGCUGGACAUGUAUGGAUACCAGACAUUUGGGGACAAGAGGAAUUACUAAAAGAUUGGAUUGAUUGUAGUGCAUUUGAUAAAUCAUUGAUGAAUAAUAAUAUAAUGUCAGCAAGGGCAGCUUUAGUUGAAGAAAGAAGAAGAGCAAAUUCUACUUGCAGAUUAAGAAUAGAAAAUAGCUGUUGAAAUUAUGCGCCCAAAAAAAAGAUGAGUUUUUUUUUUUUUGGUCUUUUAUUUCUAUUAAUUAAUGAUUUUUUUUUUUUGGUUUUCUCUUUUAUUGAACUAUUUUAUUAUAAUAAUAAUUGUGUAUUUCCGUGUUAAUACCAAGAAGAAAUACAUAUGUUGA